Molecule: messenger RNA, 2703 nt
Organism: Saccostrea echinata
Lineage: Eukaryota; Metazoa; Mollusca; Bivalvia; Ostreida; Ostreidae
Product: activator of 90 kDa heat shock protein ATPase homolog 1-like
Exons: 9
Coding region: 88-1113 (341 amino acids)
Biological process (GO): protein folding; positive regulation of ATP-dependent activity
Cellular component (GO): cytosol
Molecular function (GO): ATPase activator activity; protein-folding chaperone binding
Source: RefSeq, a predicted model, not a curated record
UGAACUUAGGCUAAUUGUAUUCGGCCCGUCUUAGAAGAUAUAAUUGAGAAUAUUUAACAAGUUAACACACAGAAAUCGUCGACAGGUAUGGCGAAGUGGGGAGAAGGGGAUCCUCGCUGGAUUGUAGAGGAGAGACCCGAUGGAACUAACGUAAACAAUUGGCACUGGGUUGAGAAGAAUGCUACAGGUUGGUCAAAAGACAGACUGAAGGAACUUCUGACUGGUAUUGUAAUAGAGGAUGAUAAACAUUUCUGUGAACUCAAGGAGGUAACAAGCAUUGAAGGGGAAGCAUCUGCAAAUAACAGAAAAGCCAAAUUAAUAUUUUUCUAUGAGUUUGUUAUCAAAGGGGAAUGGUCAGGUAAAUUUAAGGAUAGUGACAAAAAAUAUAAAGGGAAAUUUGAGAUACCAAAUCUUAGUGAAGAAAAUGACACAGAUGAAAUUGAUUUUAAUGUCACAGUCUCUAAAGACUCUGAUGAAGCUUUCAAAUUAAAGGAAUUUCUAAGGAAGAGUGGAGUUGCACUUAUUAGACAAAAGAUGGCAGACUAUUUAAAUGAUUUAAGGCAUGAGUACAGUAAAGGUGUUAUCUUACCAACGAAAGGAGGACAGCAAGCACCAGCAAAGACUGUAACAGGAACAAAUAAAUCUAAAGAAGAAAUGAACAAGCAUGUGGUUGAUACCAAAGUCUCCAAACCCUUAGGAGUAAAAAUUCAUACAAAGAAAAUUGUUGGGAAGGAGGAAUUCAAAUGUCGGGCAGAGGACCUAUACAGGGCCCUUACUGAUGUGCAGAUGGUUCAGGCAUUUUCAGCCAGCCCAGUGGAAAUGGAAGUUGAAAAGGGAGGUCGGUUUUCUCUAUUGCAUGGAAAUAUAACUGGCGAUUUUGUAGAAUUGAUACCUAAUCAGAAAAUAGUACAGCGUUGGAGAGUGAAAUCAUGGCCAGAUGCUCAUUAUUCUACAGUGACUUUUGAAUUUGAUGAAAAAGAUGACUGUACUGUGCUUAACUAUACACAGACUGGUGUUCCUGACACAGAAUAUGAGAAAACAAAAGAAGGCUGGUCCAUCAACUAUUGGAACAGAAUGAAACAAGUGUUUGGAUUUGGCUCCAGUAUAUACUAAUGAAAAGAAAAUCUAAAAUAAAUAUUCUAAAAUUCACGAAUUCUGAGAAAUCUCUCCAAGGGUAUCUUGCAUUAAUAUUGAGAAAUGGUUUGAACAACACAAGAAGAAUUUAUUUUUGAAGUGCUGUACAUAUAUCACUGUAAGACUUUAUCAUCAGUGAUCUAUUAUUGCAUUACUGGCACAGCACACAUUGUAUCUUGAUACAUUAUUGGGGUUUAUUGUGUCAGGGUGUACAUACUUUGUAAAGAAGAAUUUGCUUCGAUUUUCUGUUCCCUUCUCGUCUUAGUUUUAGAGUUCCCUUUCAUUUUUUUACACUUUAAAAAACAGUUUAUCAUGCAGAUUAUGUCGAAUUCUUCAACCUACAUUGCGCAUAUCCCUGGAUAAACAUUUUUUCAAGGUCAUAUUUAUUGAAGAGAUAUAUAUAUCAUACACCACAUCAGCCAGAGCCAUACCAUAGUCCUACAGGAUGCCUGCAUACCUACAAAAUUAUAUAUAUAUAUAUAUAUAUAUAUAUAAUGCAAUUCAUUGAAUCCCGUACCAUUAUUCAUCCUCUGGACAGUAUUACAUAAGGUACAUUUUUCAUCUGUAUGACAUUUUUUUUAUUGCAAAAUAUUUAUCAAAAUAAAAUUCAUAUGAACUUAAAGAUAGGCAACCUGUCAUCAAUAUUUAUUUAUACAUGAACUAAGCUUUUUGUUCAUUCAGUUGCCAUUAAAUAAAAAUAUGUGCAAGUUUCUAAAAUACACACACUAUCACACUUUGUGUUUUAUAUUAGGAGAGCAAGGUGACUGACAUGUUUUAUAACAAUGCGAUUACAAAAUGUAUACUAAUAAUUGAAACUUGUUUCUCUUCUUAUUUUAUAUGCUUAGUGCUUUUAUUGACAAACAUGCAAUGAAAUCUUUGGUUUGUUUCAAAACUUUACUGGAAAAUUAUGACUUUAUGAAGUCCAGGCUUAUUAUAAGGUUAUGGUCAAUGUCAUGCAUAAAUGUUAAAAAAGAACUAAAUUGUCAUGUAAGUAUUUACAGCUGCUGAGGAUAUUGUGUUUCAUUUAAUUAACAUACAUAUUACAUCCUGUGAUAAAUAUUAUACUAUUCAGGUUCAGUAUUAAUUAAACUAUUUGAUUUUCAAUGUUCCAGAUUGUUUUUAGGUCAGAUCUGUGAAAUAUGAGAAAAAAGUAUAUUUUGUAACAGUUGACACUGUGUUCAUUUCAAACUUUUAUAUUUUGAUUGUACUUGAUUUUCAUUUAUGCACUUAGAUAUGCAUUUUUAUAUAUAUAUACUCCAGGUCAAGUGCAACAUAGACAUUUUUUUUUCAUUCCAGGGGUUCAUUAUAUAAUUCUUACAUGAAAGUCAUGUGUACUGUAAUUUUGUAAACUAUUUGAUACCAAUAAGUGAGAAAGUUGUAUCAUCCUUGCCUACACUUUUUAAAUACAUUUAAUACCAAUGGAGAGGAUUUAUAUGUAGAGUACAGGUUACAUACAUUGAGUGUUCAUCAAAGUUUGAAUUAAGUAUUUUGCAUUUUAAAUGAAGCCAUUUCCUUUCUGUUGAUACAUGUGUGACAGGUUUAUUUCAAGUAAAAAAAAAAUGAAACUUU